AUGGCCAAGGUCGUCAAGUGUGCGCGUGCCAACACCGUCGAUGACCACGAAACCCAGGCUUCUCCGGCAAAACAGAAGAGAACCGUCGAGCAGCUGCAUGCAGACGUCUCGCUGAUCAGCCGAAAUGACCUAAACACGUUUCUCGUACAGGCAGCGACCAAAGAUGCCGACAUAGCGGAGUCUUCGAAGACGCCGCAGAGCAGUAUCUGGAGAUCGAUCAACCACACUCGCGGCAUGCGGGGCUCAGCGCAAUAUGAUGUGGCGUUCGCCGUGGUGGCUGAAACUGAACAUGACCUUAAAAUCGUGAAACAAUGCGGCUUGCAAAUCCCCAAGACCAAUCUCAACGGUCUCUCUGUUCUGCAAAAGAUCGGCAAGAGUAUCGCGCUCUCUUCCAAUGACACACUGCGCCACGAGGUACAGAAGAAUUUUGGAAACCAAAGCAAUAUGGUAGACGCAAUGUGGGAAAUCGUCUCUACCAUGUCAGAUGAGGAAAGAGAUGCCGUCAAGAAUGGCAGACGGGAGGAACACCGUUCUCUGAGGUUGAAGGAACUGGUCGAUCUUGCAAAGGACUACUGUACCUUUGAAUGA
Molecule: messenger RNA, 588 nt
Organism: Penicillium argentinense
Lineage: Eukaryota; Fungi; Ascomycota; Eurotiomycetes; Eurotiales; Aspergillaceae
Exons: 2
Coding region: 1-588 (195 amino acids)
Source: RefSeq, a predicted model, not a curated record